CCUGUGGGCCUCCAAGGCUCUGAGGCUGAGCAAGCCGCAAACAACAAGGAGGACUGAUUUCCCUGCAAGUCAGGCUUUUGGGGUCGUUCACAGUUAAUGAUUAGCUGUGAUUUCUGGAAGGAUGCAGUGAUCCUGGACUUGAUUGCUGGCAUAAUCUGUCCUCUCCUCCAAGCUUCCAGGGCUCCUGGAUUUCUCUUCCCAGGAGGAGGGUGGACCGAGAGAUUCCCCAGAGACAUCUCCUAAAGGACUUGACAGGACUAACCAUGCAUUGGCUGCGGAAACUCCAGAGGAUUUGCACUCUGUGGGGGCCACAGAUGUUCAGCUGCUCAUUGCAUAUCCAUGCCAGGCAACUGGCACCCUUGCCAUGGGGCCCCCAAGAAGUCCCUGACAAGUUUAACUUUGUUAGUGAUGUGAUGGAUCACUGGGCUGGCAUGGAGAAGGCUGGCAGGCGACCACCAGGCCCAGCCCUAUGGUGGGUGAAUGACAAUGGAGAUGAGGUGAUGUGGAACUUCAGCCAACUGAGUGAACUCAGCCAACAGGUGGCUAAUGUCCUCUCAGAGGUGUGUGGCCUGCAGCGUGGGGACCGCGUGGCAGUGGUGCUGCCCCGAGUGCCUGAGUGGUGGCUGGUGACCUUGGGCUGCAUGCGAGCAGGUCUCGUCUUCAUGCCCGGGACUGUCCAGAUGAAAGCUAAAGACAUUCUCUACAGGCUCCAGCAGUCUAAGGCCAAGGCUAUCGUGACUGGGGAUGAAAUGACACAAGCAGUGGACACAGUGGCACCUGACUGCCCUUCUCUAAAAAUAAAACUACUAGUAUCUGAGAAAAGGCAGGAUGGGUGGCUGGACUUCAAGACACUGCUACGAGGAGCAUCUACCACUCACCACUGCGUGGAGACUGGUAGCCAAGAAGCAGCUGCCAUCUACUUCACCAGCGGGACUACCGGCCUUCCCAAAAUGGCGGAACAUUCCCACUCAAGCUUGGGCCUCAAGGCUAAGAUGGAUGCCGGCAUAUGGACAGACCUGAAAACUUCUGACAUAGUGUGGACCAUCUCAGACACAGGUUGGAUAAUUAACAUCUUGGUCUCAUUUCUGGAAUCUUGGACAUCAGGAGCAUGCACGUUCAUUCAUCUCUUGCCAAAGUUUGACCCACUGGUUAUCAUAAAAGUGCUGUCCAGCUACCCAAUCAACAAUCUGGUGGGUGCCCCCAUCGUUUACAGGAUGUUGCUACAGCAGAACCUUUCCAGUUAUAAGUUCCCACAUCUACAGAACUGCUUCACUGGAGGAGAGGCCCUGCUUCCAGAAACUCUAGAGAGCUGGAAAUCCCAAACAGGACUGGACAUCCGAGAAUUCUAUGGUCAGACAGAAACGGGGCUCACUUGCAGAGUUUCCAAGACAAUGAAGAUCAAACCUGGCUCCCUGGGAACAGCAAUUCCCCUUUAUGAUGUGCAGGUUGUAGAUGAUGAGGGCAAUGUCCUGCCCCCUGGCACAGAAGGAAACUUGGGCAUCAGGGUCAAACCCAUCAGGCCUAUAGGCAUCUUCUCUGGCUAUGUGGACAAUCCUGAGAAGACAGCAGCUAACAUUCGAGGAGAUUUUUGGAUCCUGGGAGAUCGUGGAAUCAAGGACCAAGAUGGGUAUUUCCACUUCAUGGGACGGGCAGAUGAUAUCAUUAACUCUAGUGGAUACCGGAUUGGGCCCUCCGAGGUGGAGAAUGCACUGAUGGAGCACCCCGCUGUGGCUGAGACAGCUGUGAUCAGCAGCCCAGACCCCAUCCGAGGAGAGGUGGUGAAGGCAUUUGUGGUUCUGACUCCACAAUAUCUGUCACACAACCAGGACCAGCUCAUUAAGGAGCUGCAAGAUCAUGUGAAGUCAGUGACAGCCCCAUACAAAUACCCAAGGAAGAUGGAGUUUGUCUUGGACCUGCCCAAAACUAUCACAGGUAAAAUCCAUCGGUCCGAGCUUCGAAACAGGGAGUGGAAGAGGUCUGGAUGAGCCUGCGCCCAGCGAGACCUGCAGCGGGCCUUCCUCCGGAUCCUGAUCUUCUUCCAUUUCCCUUUGGGUGAUCUGCCUCCCACUGAGGAUACGUGAUUCUUUAUGACAAGAUAUAUGUCUGAUUUGUUUUUUCUUUCCUGGUCAUUAGCCCACAAUCUUUUCAUGGUAGAUGUUGAAAGAAGAAAGGGAGGAAGGAAAUGAGAGUGAGGAAAGGAAAGGGAAUAGGAAAAACAGGAGAGGAAGUUAAGAGAAAGUUGAAAGCAAAAAGAACUGGAAAAGGAGAAACUGAGAAAGGAAAAAGGAAGGAGGGAGUCCACUUCUUUUCUUUAUAAAUAAAGUUUUAUUGGAACAGAAACAUGCACAUUCAUUUAUAUAGUCUCUGGCUGCUUUCAUCCCUCCUUCUACCUAAGGAGGGAAGGAAAAGAGAAGAAUUGGAGGGAGGGAGAGAAAAAGACAGGAGGAGGAGGAAGAAAGGAAGGGAGGGUGAAGAAGGAAAGAAAGGAACAAAGAAAGAGCUGGAUAAAAGUAGCUAGAGAAAUUCAUAAAGGAAAAUGUUGGAAGGCCGGUAGGAUGGGGAAGAGGGAGGGAAGGACCUUAUAAUUACUCUCAUAGAUAGGCAGAUUAACAGACAGUGACAGCGUCACAAAGAAAACUGGAUCUUAGGAAGAAAAUGACCGGCAUGGCAUUCCAUCUCAGCCCUGGGACAAGACCUCCCUCCAGAGAAGCUUGUGUAUGGGGUUGGGAUGUUAGAGUCAUCACCAAAUGAACCUAAACCUUAGGGGGGCAUCAUGACAAGAGGAGGGGAUCUCCAUUUACUGAGUAUUUGCCAUGUUCCAGGCACUGUACUAGGCAUUUCAUAAAUGCUAUCUCAUUUAAUCUCUGUUUGGCACCUACAGACCUGACAGCAUAGCUGUGAGAACAGUGUAAGUGCCUCAGAAAGGUGUCUCUUCCCCCAUAGCUCAUGUUUUUGGUGGAAUCUAC
Molecule: messenger RNA, 2966 nt
Organism: Talpa occidentalis (Iberian mole)
Lineage: Eukaryota; Metazoa; Chordata; Mammalia; Eulipotyphla; Talpidae
Product: acyl-coenzyme A synthetase ACSM2B, mitochondrial-like
Exons: 14
Coding region: 264-1985 (573 amino acids)
Biological process (GO): fatty acid biosynthetic process; acyl-CoA metabolic process
Cellular component (GO): mitochondrial matrix
Molecular function (GO): fatty-acyl-CoA synthase activity; fatty acid ligase activity
Source: RefSeq, a predicted model, not a curated record